CUUUGCUUCCUCUUAGCCCCCCCUCCUUUUCCAAUACUUGGGUUGCACACACACACGCACACAUACACACACACAAAAUCUCUCUCUGGCAACGUUGUAGCCUCUCCUCCCCCCCCCGGUUGUGCAAUGUAGUUGCCUUGUUAUUAAUUUAUUAUUAUUAUUUUUAAAAAAGAAUUGUCGCUAGGAAGGAAGGGAAGGAAGAGAAGCGCGAGAAGAGGAGAGAGAGAGAGAGAGGCAGAGCGAAGAAAGAAAGAGGAAGAGGAGGAGGAAAAAUUAAAAAAAAAAUCAAACAAGGACGCAGGAUUGCAAAGAAUCGACGGCGGCUCCCAGGAGGACGAACUUUAAAGCUGAGGGGGACUGAGAUUGGCAUCGGGGCUGUAUGCUGAGAAUGUGCUUGCCCUCCUUUUAGGGGGAGGGAGGUUGCCUGGUUUUUCUCCCCCCCCCCCGCACUCCCCGCCGCCUUUUUGUUGUUGUUGUUCGAGAGAGGCCCUUGAGCCAGCCAGCCUGUUCUUGGGAGAUCAGCUGUCUUUGGAGGCGCUCCGAGGAGCCAGAGGCAGAGAGAGGAGAAGGCUUCUUUUAUUAAACCUCAUCACAAAUUCCCAACGCAUCUGGAUUUGCACAGACAAGGGGAAUACCAUGAACUGAAAAAGCGGCAACAAACCUUUUUUUGUGCUUAGUUUUUUAUUUUGUGAUUCUCUACUUUUUUUGUUUUUUCAAAACGAUUUUUUGGAUGACAGCACUUUGAAAAACAAGGUGUUUUCCUUUUUUUUUAAUUUUUGGAAAUUAAAAAAUUAAGCCGCCCCAUACCGUGAGGAUCUCCGGAAAAGAUGGGGAGAAAAAAGAUCCAGAUCCAGAGGAUUACGGACGAGAGGAACCGGCAGGUGACAUUCACCAAGCGGAAGUUUGGGCUGAUGAAGAAGGCCUAUGAACUGAGCGUCCUCUGCGACUGCGAGAUUGCCCUGAUCAUCUUCAACCACUCAAACAAGCUGUUCCAGUAUGCCAGCACCGACAUGGACAAGGUCCUCCUCAAAUACACAGAGUAUAACGAACCUCACGAGAGCCGGACCAACGCGGAUAUCAUUGAGACAUUAAGAAAGAAAGGUUUUAAUGGUUGCGACAGUCCAGAACCCGACGGGGAAGACUCCAUUGACCAGAGCCCUCUGAUGGAAGACAAAUACCGUAAAGCCAGCGAGGAUCUUGACAUCCUGUUCAAGCGCUACGGUGCGCUGAACAAGAAGCAUAGAGAGUGUGAGAGCCCUGACGGGGACGACGUGUUUACGUUGACGCCUCAGACGGAAGAGAAAUAUAAAAAGAUUGAUGAGGAGUUUGAUAAAAUGAUGCAGACUUACAGGCUCACAUCUGCAGUUCCAGCUCCAAAUUUUGCCAUGCCUGUUACGGUUCCAGUGACCAACCAGAACACGCUGCAGUUCAGCAACCCAGGAGGCACCUUAGUGACCCAGUCCCUCGUGACCUCCUCCUUGACUGACCCGCGCCUCCUCUCACCACAGCAACCGACCCUCCAGCGAAACACAGUCUCUCCGGGCCUCCCGCAGAGGCCAGCCAGCGCAGGGGCAAUGCUUGGAGGAGACCUCAACAACACAAAUGGAGCCUGCCCGAGCCCAGUAGGGAAUGGUUACGUCAGCGCCAGAGCCUCCCCGGGUCUCCUUCCCGUGUCCAAUGGCAACAGCCUAGGCAAGGUCAUCCCAGCAAAAUCGCCGCCACCACCCUCCCACGGCACUCAGCUGGCUGCCAACAACCGCAAACCAGACUUGCGCGUCAUCACCUCACAGAGCGGAAAGGGUCUCAUGCACCAUUUGCAAAACACGCAGAGGCUGAUGGUCUCCCAGGCGACUCAUUCUCUGACCACACCGGUUGUUUCGGUGGCGACUCCAAGCCUCCUGACCCAAGGCUUGCCCUUCUCAGCGAUGCCGACAGCGUACAACACAGACUACCAGUUGACCAGUGCAGAUCUCUCAUCCCUCUCAUCGUUCAGUUCACCCACUGGUCUGUCUCUGAGCAACAUUUCUGCUUGGCAGCAGCAACAGCAGCAGCAACAACAGCAGCAGCAGCAACAACAGCAGCAGCAGCAGCAGCAACAACAGCAGCAGCAGCAGCAACAACAGCAACAGCAUCUGGUUCCUGUAUCACUAAGUAACUUAAUACAAGGAACCCACCUUUCCCACGCCAGCACCUUGACCGUCAACACCAACCCCAACAUCAGUAUCAAGUCGGAGCCUGUUUCACCCAACCGGGAACGCAACACGGCCACCCCGCUCUCCUCCUUCCCUCACCAGGCCCGGCAUGAGCCUACGGGACGUUCCCCCGUCGACAGCCUCAGCAGCAACGCCAGCUCCUACGAGGGCAACGAGCGGGAAGAUCAGUCCCGGGCCGACUUUGGCUCCUCUCUCGGCCUCCUGAGACCCACCGCCGAGGCCGAGGGGGAGAACCCGUCCGUGAAGCGCAUGCGGUUGGACGCUUGGGUGACAUAACUGCCUCCCCCGGUGGCCCAGCGCCCUCCGUCAGAGCUGGUUUCCGCUCUCCUGCGUGUGUGUCUGGGGGGGCGGGGGAGGCAGUGGUU
Podarcis raffonei (Aeolian wall lizard) is the source of this 2578-nucleotide messenger RNA. RefSeq names its product myocyte enhancer factor 2D (gene MEF2D). The coding region runs from base 828 to 2489 and encodes 553 amino acids. Gene Ontology annotation, molecular function: histone deacetylase binding; protein dimerization activity; DNA-binding transcription factor activity, RNA polymerase II-specific. NCBI's taxonomy places the organism in Eukaryota, Metazoa, Chordata, Lepidosauria, Squamata, Lacertidae. Gene Ontology annotation, biological process: cell differentiation; positive regulation of transcription by RNA polymerase II. The record is from RefSeq and is a predicted model, not a curated record. The transcript has 11 exons.